UCCUCCCCGAUGCUCCCGGUCCCGCCCCGCCGGCCGGUGGGGCGCGGGCAGCGGCUGCAGGUGCGGGUGGCAGCGGAGGGAUGGCGCAGCCCAGCGAGGCCUCGGUGCACUCGGCGGCUGGCGGCGCCGCUAUGGACAGCAACGUCCUGGCCAUCGUUAUCGCCGCGACUGUGUCCACCUCCGUCUUCAUCGUGGCAAUCCUCAUCCUGCUGCUGCUCCUGUACCACCGGGACCCCAUGUGCUGCCAGUUCCUCUGCUCCUGCCGCUUAUUCCAGAGCCCCAGCCAGUAUGACUGCCCCCCACCCUACUUCAGCAGCAGCCAGCGGCUGGUGGGUCCCCAGUGCAGAGCCUCGCGCUUGGAGAGUGCUGCGGCUGAGAACCCGGGUGUGCAGGGGGAUGAGCUGUUCUGCGUCGGGCCCCCCAGCACGUACCAGGUCCCAUACUGGGAGCAGCCGCGCCUGCCCAGCUAUGAGAGUGUACGGAAGAAAGAUCGGCAGCGGGAGAUCCACCAGAUGAUUGCUGAGAGGUUCGGGCUGUGGGCAGAACCUUCCCAGGAGAUGCCGCCUCCCUAUGAGCAUGCUCUGAGGCAUCCUCCAGCUUUCUCAGGACCAGUGAUAAGCUCAGAGACCUUGGACAGACGUGGCAUGACAGACCCUUUUCAGGCCCCUCUUGGCUACCAAACUCGGCGAAACACAGCUGUGUAAGGCCUCAGUGGGCUGCUGCUUCCCAUGGUUUCAGUGACAGAAGUGCCUGUGACAUUGUUCUCCUCCACAGGGAAUGGCCAAACAUGAGACCUUUGCCCAGGUUUGCCAUCAGCUGAGACACAGGCAGGUCAGACCUGGCCAGCAGAGACAUCCCUCCUGCAGCACAAGCACAACCAUGGAGCCACUGCCAGGCAGAGCAACCAGGGAUGUGUGUGCUCGCUCUUCUCUGGCAAACAUACUGUUACCAAAAGCAAGAGACCAGCUGCUUGCUUCUAUACAAGGGGCAAAGCCAAGGUGAAGGUCUGCUCAGCCAGAGCUCCUCAGGCAGCUGGCAUAUUGCACCUCUGUGAGGCAAGCACUGUCAGUUGUACCAAGGAUCAGACCUCAGUCACCGUGUUGUGCUACUUCACUUGUUUCUUAGUUUAUGAAAUGUUUUACUUUAUCAGUG
Molecule: messenger RNA, 1152 nt
Organism: Pezoporus occidentalis (night parrot)
Lineage: Eukaryota; Metazoa; Chordata; Aves; Psittaciformes; Psittacidae
Exons: 5
Coding region: 81-704 (207 amino acids)
Source: RefSeq, a predicted model, not a curated record